This is a messenger RNA of Aspergillus brunneoviolaceus CBS 621.78, 2863 nucleotides long. RefSeq lists its product as uncharacterized. The record is from RefSeq and is a predicted model, not a curated record. NCBI's taxonomy places the organism in Eukaryota, Fungi, Ascomycota, Eurotiomycetes, Eurotiales, Aspergillaceae. The transcript is spliced from 2 exons. The coding region runs from base 314 to 2653 and encodes 779 amino acids.
CUAUCUUUCUUUUCUCCAGACUAUGUCCUUUCAUUGUUAUCCACUCCGAGAUCUCUCUGACCUCUCUUUAUUCUGAUCCUCCCCAUCCCCGUCUCUCGUAUGGCUGCCCGAUGACGAUCGACACAUCUUCUUGGCGUUUUCUCCGGCUUCUCCGCGCCUCUUAUUUGUUUCUCUCCCAGCCUCUUUCUUCUUCCUCUUGUUCUUUGCCUUCUGGUGGUCCAACUCGAUAGCUGCUCGGCCUCUCCUGGCUUGGGUCUCUGAGCGCAAUUGUUUGCGCAGUCCAUUCCACUUCAGGACUUCGCCUCCACAUCCCAUGCCGAAGAUUGACGCUGCGGGGGAGGGGGAGGCUGUUUCAGGGCUGCCUCGAGCCCCCGUCGAGGCCCGCUCGCUAUCUUCAAUCACUGCCAUCGCCUCGAAUCCUCCCGCUUAUCCCCGCAAUCCGGCGCAGAAGAAGUUGGACCCCCUAGUCCUGUACAUCGUGCGUGUACCUGGCAGUAGAGAUGUCUUCCUCACUCCCUUGAAACCCCCAACGAAAUCGAGCGUAUCGGCGGAGGCAAUCAAUGCCUCCCUCUAUUACCUGCACGUCGCAACCCCCGAAGAUGAAGCUCUUCUCCAGGAAUACGAACAAGAGCGCGAAGAGGAGGCCCGGAAGCGCAAGGAAGCUCUCGGAGAUGAUGCGGACACCCCUCUUGCAGGCCAACCACAUCUGGCGCGAUUGAACAACGUCCGGCGCAAGCCUGUACCGGGCGGCGCGAAUGCGGCUGCCUCGCCCAAGGCAGAAGCCAAUAUCGCAUUUCCGCUUCCAGCCCAUCCGCGCCCAACUUCAUGGCAACCGCAGGAGCCUCAGUCCCCGCCACCGGUGCUGGAUACCUUACAGCGUCCGUAUCUCCCUUAUCGUCCUAGCUUCCAAGGCACCGUGCCCAGUGAAACCUCGCCCGUUACCCCUCCGCCACAUCUGCCACUGGAUGAUCGCGACAGCGUUCUGCAGCUCGCUACGGGAGACCUUACAAAUCUGGAAAAUGCGCGUCCGCAUAAGCAGCUACCUGCAGCCCCGCUGGAAGAUCCUGCAGGUAGUGACGCUGUCUCGAUGAAGAGACCCAACCGGUGGAGCGCGGCGCUGUCGGGGUACAUCUCCCGCGGUCAGGAAAGCUGGAAGGAGAAAUACGAGGCAUUGUCGUCCAGUCGCAAUAGCUUAGACACUAGGCGGCCUCGAAUUCGGCCUGAAAUCCGGCCGCACUCGGCUCAUGGGAGCCCCGCGCGCUCUUAUCGAGGAUCGCCUGCGCGUAGCCCAGGCCAGUCUCCAAGCCGGAGACCGCAGGAGCGUCAACCCCGCGAUGCCCCCGGAUUUCAUAUCACUCUCAUUCGCCGCGAUCCCACCCAUGGCAGUCAGUGGAAUGUCGCGACGAUUUCCACUCCCCGCUUGGACGGUAGCGCCUUUGAUAUCGAGAUCUCUACCCCAGGUUACAAUCGAUUUCUGGCGCAGGAUGAGCCUUUCUCCCUUGCUAGUCUGGGGUUGAAUCUUCCCAAUACCGACGGACGCCCACCGUCACUGGCAUCAUUCAAGCUUCCGGCUUCUAUUCCGCCUGGCUUCCUAGACUCCACUCCAAGUCCCAAGCCGACUUCCACCCCGAACAACCCUUCCCAACCUCGACGCUUCCGCCGCAAGCUCUGCGUCUCACGGCCAUAUAUCCAAGACGAGCCUCGAGGGGGCUCCUUGGACAUGAACCGCGCGGCGCUCGACCAUGGAGGCAGCGGUAGUCCGCCUAAGCCACUUCCGCCGGGCAUGUCCAAACUUAAGAGCGGCUACUACACAUUCACGUCGCCCUGGAACGGCAUCUGUACCUUCUCCACCAGCGUCAACGGCCGCAGCUUGAAAUGCAAACAUAUGAUACCCACGCCGGGCGGCCCUCAUCACUCUCACAGCAGAAGCAACGACAGCAGCCAUCAUCACCCUUUCCCCUCCGCUGCCUCGACUGCGGCGCCGCCCCCCGAGACCCCCGCCGUAACCGUGGCUGAGAUCCGCUUCAACACGCCCUUCCAAGCCGGUCACCUCCACCAACCCCCCGGCCCAUCCCACGUCUCCCCCUUCGCCCUCAGCCAAACCACUCCCUUCCGGGACCUCUCCAAUCCCCAACAAUUCACCACCCCUCCCGGCGAAUCCAGCCACCCCACUAACACCGCCAUCUCCUCCCCGCAAACACCAACCUCCGCCGCCUCGACAACGUCCAAACGCAACUCCCUCGCCCAAUUCCUCAACCCAAACACCUACACCCGUCCCCGCGCCCGCUCUGGUGCCAGCACCUCGAGCCUUGGAGGUGGUGGUGGCGGUAGCCCGCACAGACAUCAACACCAUACCCGCCACCCAUCCAACAGCAGCACCAGCAGCGGCGGCGGCGAUUUCGACGAUCCUCACCACCACCAUCACCACCACCAUCACGCCAAGCAAAAAGAAGAGAAAGCCUUCCUCCUGCGCCGCCGCGCCAGCGAAGACGAACGCCUCGACUUUUCCCUGGCCCGCGAGCGCGCCGGCGGCGGCAUGCGCGGCAAAUCCGCUAAGCUCGGCAAGCUGAUCAUCGAGGACGAAGGCAUCAAGAUGUUGGAUCUGGUGGUCGCCGCUUGUAUGGCGGUCUGGUGGCGCGGGUAUUACUACUGAAGCUUGAGCUAAUUCCGUUCAGUGGGACAUAUCUAAUGAAUUGGAUGCUCUUUUUGAGGAUCAUUUCAUAUACUUUUGACUCUUAUUUGGCCCUUGUCUAUAUAGCUCUGGCUUUCAGGGAAGGCGCGGGAGGUUUCUGGUUUGACUUUGUCUUAUCUUCUUGCUACCUACUGUUUUGGAAGGAGAAUUAUCAUAUUCUCUAGUAGUGUG